Messenger RNA from Cololabis saira (Pacific saury), 1242 nucleotides. RefSeq names its product potassium channel, subfamily K, member 12 like (gene kcnk12l). The transcript is spliced from 3 exons. Gene Ontology annotation, molecular function: potassium ion leak channel activity. Gene Ontology annotation, cellular component: membrane. The record is from RefSeq and is a predicted model, not a curated record. NCBI's taxonomy places the organism in Eukaryota, Metazoa, Chordata, Actinopteri, Beloniformes, Belonidae. The coding region runs from base 1 to 1242 and encodes 413 amino acids. Gene Ontology annotation, biological process: potassium ion transmembrane transport; stabilization of membrane potential.
AUGAACGAAGAUAAUGCUCGUUUCUGCCUGCUGGCCGGCCUCAUCCUCCUCUACUUGUUGUGUGGGGCGGCCAUCUUCUCGGCGCUGGAGCACCCCUUCGAGGUCCGCGCCCGUCUGCUCUGGAAACAGCGGCUGGACAACUUCACCCGGCGGUACAGGGUCAACCUGGGCGCCCUGCACACGCUCCUGCGGCAGUACGAGGAGGCCAACGGAGCUGGGAUUAGAGUGGACCGGCUCAGGCCACGCUGGGACUUCUCUGGUGCUUUCUACUUCGUGGGCACCGUGGUCUCCACCAUUGGUUUCGGCAUGACGACUCCAGCAACCAUAGCGGGGAAGAUAUUCUUAAUUUUCUACGGCCUCAUCGGUUGUGCUGCCACCAUCCUCUUCUUCAACCUGUUCCUGGAGAGGAUCAUCACGAUGCUGGCUUACAUCAUGCGCUGGUGUCACGAGCGUCGGCUGAGGUUCGGUGGCGCGGUGGUGACGGCGAGCAGGGAGGAGUCAUCUGGCGAGGAGGACAGCCUCGAAGGCUGGAAACCUUCCGUUUAUUACGUGAUGUUGAUCCUGGGAGUGGCGUCUGUGGUGAUCGCCUGCAGCGCCUCCACCCUGUACAGCUCCAUGGAGAACUGGAGCUACGUGGACUCGCUCUAUUUCUGCUUCGUGGCCUUCAGCACCAUCGGCUUUGGGGACCUGGUGAGCAGCCAGAGAGAGCACUACGAGUCCCACGGUGCCUACCGGCUGGGGAACUGCCUUUUCAUCCUCAUGGGAGUCUGUUGCAUCUACUCACUUUUCAACGUCAUUUCUAUUGUUAUCAAGCAAACUCUCAACUGGAUCCUGGAGAAGCUCGCCUGCUCAGGGAAACAUCGGCCCUGUUCCUGCUGCGGACGUGGCUGCUUGUGGCUCUGCUGCCCCUGCCUCAAGAGCAAGAAUCAGCACCGGCGGCGUCCGCCUGCCAACCUCAGGCUGAAAUGCGACGGCUCUGUGGAGACCGUGUGUGGCAGCGACACGGACGCUGGUCUGGCAGACGAAGUGCACGUGGGGCGUCGUCUGUCGGGGGAGAUGAUCUCUGUCAAUGAGUUCAUGGUGUCAAACAAGGUGUCUCUGGCGCUGCUGCAGAAGCAGCUGAGUGAAACGGCUCACCAAGGCCCGCGGCAGAGCCACGGCCACCAAAAUGGAUUCUCCGGUGGGGUGGGAGCCCUGGCCAUAAUGAACAAUCGCCUACAGGAAACCAGUGUGGAUAGAUAG